CAUUGGGCACCAUCCCAUUGGCGGGCCUUCCUUCUCCUGCCCCUAAAGUCAUCUUCUCGAGCCAUUCGCCCGGAUUGGAGAUCUGAUCAUGGCGCUACCUGUGCACUCGUUGUUGGUGGCGGCGCUACUCUUCUUCUCCAUGGUGAUAGAUCCCCUUCCGGUGGUUGCUGUGAAACCCAUCCCACAAUUAAGUUCUGAAUCGAUGAUCCUUCAGGAUGCUAUUGUGCAAAAGGUUAAUUCUGAUCAAUCCGUUGGAUGGAAAGCAUCAAUGAAUUCUCGUUUCUCCAAUUAUACUAUCGGCCAAUUCAAGUAUAUCCUUGGAGUGAAACCAAUGCCUCAAAAUGGUUUGGGAUAUGUUCCUGUUAAAACUUAUCCAAAAAACCUAAAGCUGCCUAAGCAAUUUGAUGCAAGAACAGCUUGGCCUCAGUGCAGCACCAUUGGGAGAAUACUUGAUCAGGGACAUUGUGGCUCCUGCUGGGCUUUUGGUGCAGUAGAAUGCCUGUCUGAUCGCUUCUGCAUCCAUUUUGGCAUGAACAUUUCCUUGUCAGUAAAUGAUCUCUUGGCUUGUUGUGGUUUCAUGUGUGGGGAUGGUUGUGAUGGAGGAUAUCCGAUAUAUGCCUGGCGUUACUUUGUUCAGAGUGGUGUCGUUACUGAAGAGUGUGACCCAUACUUCGACCAAGCCGGAUGUAGUCAUCCAGGUUGUGAACCAUCAUACCCAACACCAGAAUGCGUUAAAAGGUGCCAGGAUAAGAACCUGCUCUGGGAAAAGACUAAGCAUUUUGGUCUCAGUGCUUACAGAGUAAACUCCGAUCCACAUGAUAUCAUGGCGGAGCUUUUCGCUAACGGUCCUGUUGAAGUUGCUUUUACGGUUUAUGAGGAUUUCGCACAUUAUCAGUCAGGAAUCUACAGGCACGUCACAGGUGACGUCAUGGGUGGUCAUGCAGUGAAAUUAAUUGGGUGGGGAACCAGUGAUGAUGGUGUAGAUUAUUGGCUUCUAGCCAACCAAUGGAACAGAGGAUGGGGUGAUGAUGGUUACUUCAAAAUAGUAAGGGGCAGAAAUGAGUGUGGGAUUGAAGAGGAAGUGGUUGCAGGGUUGCCUUCAACUAAAGCCUUGAUUCGGAGCAAUGCGGGCGUGGACACAACCGUGGAAGCCACUAUGUGAUUCUUACUGUUUCAAUGCAAUAAAAUAAAUACUCUAGAUUCUAAAUCACAGAAUCAGAAUGGCUACCAAUUUGUUGGAACACGCUCUGAAAAGAUUGUGCCUUUUCUUCUAUAUAAACAUUUGAUGUAUAUUAAGAAUGGAGAUGGUUAUGGACCUAUGGUCAGUCAUAUACCUUGCAAUAACGGAAGACAGAUCUUUGGCCGAUAUAUUUUUUUUA
Molecule: messenger RNA, 1379 nt
Organism: Dioscorea cayenensis subsp. rotundata (Guinea yam)
Lineage: Eukaryota; Viridiplantae; Streptophyta; Magnoliopsida; Dioscoreales; Dioscoreaceae
Product: cathepsin B-like protease 3
Exons: 11
Coding region: 89-1162 (357 amino acids)
Biological process (GO): regulation of catalytic activity
Cellular component (GO): lysosome
Molecular function (GO): cysteine-type endopeptidase activity
Source: RefSeq, a predicted model, not a curated record